Messenger RNA from Aethalodelphis obliquidens (Pacific white-sided dolphin), 882 nucleotides. RefSeq names its product keratin, type II cytoskeletal 6A-like. Lineage: Eukaryota; Metazoa; Chordata; Mammalia; Artiodactyla; Delphinidae. The transcript has 2 exons. Gene Ontology annotation, molecular function: structural constituent of skin epidermis. Gene Ontology annotation, biological process: intermediate filament organization; keratinization. Gene Ontology annotation, cellular component: keratin filament. The record is from RefSeq and is a predicted model, not a curated record.
CUCGUCUCACCGAUCUGCUCCUCUCAGCUCUACCCUCCACCUCUCACGCCCUCCUCAGCCUCUUCGACUUCAGGAACCAUGACUUCCAACUCCACCGUGAGAAGCCAAAGCGGCAGCCGCCGUAUCUUCAGUGCCGGCUCAGCCAGAGUCCCUGGGGUCAAUCGCUCUGGCUUCAGCAGCAUGUCCGUGUGCCGCUCCAGGGGCAGUGGAGGCUUCACUGGAGUGGGUGCAGGAGCUAGCUUUGGCAGCCGCAGCCUCUAUGGCAUAGGGGGCUCCAAGAGGAUCUCUCUCGGAGGGGGCAGCUGUGCCCUCGGUGGCGGAUAUGGCGGCAGAGCUGGAGGCGGCCUUGGCUUUGGAUGUGGAGCCGGGAGUGGAUUUGGUUUCGGCAGUGGAGCUGGUGGUGGCUUUGGGCUCGGUGGUGGAGCUGGUGGUGGCUUUGGGCUCGGUGGUGGAGCUGGCUUUGGUGGUGGCUAUGGGGGCUCUGGCUUCUCCAUCUGCCCCCCUGGAGGCAUCCAAGAGGUCACCAUCAACCAGAGUCUCCUGACUCCCCUCAACCUGCAAAUCGACCCCACCAUCCAGCGAAUCAAGACUGAGGAGCGGGAGCAGAUCAAGACCCUCAACAACAGGUUCGCCUCCUUCAUCGACAAGAUGUGGUUCCUGGAGCAGCAGAACAAGGGCCUGGAUACCAAGUGGACCCUCCUUCAGCAGCAGGGAUCCAAGCCCAUGAGGCUGACCCUGAUGCCUACGUUUGAGCAGUACAUCAACAAACUCAGGGGGUGGAAGGAAUCUCUCCUCUUCUUUAGUGGCUUCCCGGAUUCAUAACUCAGACACAUGCAGGAUCUGGUGGAGGACUUCAAGAACAAGUGAGUUACAGGAGAGAAG